AGACACGUGUACAGGGAAGUAGGAAGUAAAUACAUUCGGUUUUCGGUGCCAGAAGUGACAGAUUGGCACCAUGCUUCCAGGCUACAGUCCUGUGACCCAGGCCCUGCUGGGGACUCUGUUCACCUGGGGCCUGACUGCUGCUGGGGCUGCCCUGGUCUUCGUCUUCUCCAGCCGACAGAAGCGGAUAUUGGAUGGAAGUCUGGGCUUUGCUGCUGGGGUGAUGUUGGCGGCGUCCUAUUGGUCGUUGCUGGCACCGGCCAUAGACAUGGCGGAGGAUUCGGGGAAGUACGGCUCGUUUGCAUUCGUCCCCGUGGCGGUGGGCUUCGCCCUGGGCGCGGCCUUCGUGUACCUGGCUGACCUCAUGAUGCCUGCUCUGGGUGUAGGGGUGGACCCCCACACAGCCCUUGCCCUGCCCCCAGACUCCAAACUGGCCAAGGAGGAGGACCUCUUGUUCCCAGCCUCAGACGAGAUGACCAUCAGGAUAGGUAGAGCAGGACCGCUCUCAGAUAAGAUUGAGAACGGAGGAGACGUGUACCAGAGGAGGAAAGGCCCCCACGUCGACGCUGGCUCCUCAGAUUCCGAGGGACAGGAAGUGGGCAGCCGGCAACAGGAAGAGGCAGGGCAAACCGGAAGCAGAUGGAGGCGCAUCGUCCUCCUGAUCCUGGCCAUCACCAUCCACAACAUCCCAGAGGGCCUGGCUGUGGGUGUAGGGUUUGGAGCCAUUGGAAAGACCUCAUCUGCCACGUUUGAGAGUGCCAGGAACUUGGCCAUUGGCAUAGGGAUCCAGAAUUUCCCAGAGGGCCUUGCGGUGAGCCUCCCUCUGCGAGGUGCAGGGAUGUCCACAUGGAAAGCCUUCUGGUACGGACAGCUCAGUGGGAUGGUAGAACCAAUCGCCGGGUUGCUAGGCGCCGUUGCCGUGGUGCUGGCGGAACCACUGUUGCCGUACGCCCUGGCCUUCGCUGCUGGGGCCAUGGUGUAUGUGGUGGUUGAUGACAUCAUCCCAGAGGCUCAACUCAGUGGGAACGGUAAGUUGGCUUCCUGGACCUCUAUCCUGGGCUUUGUAGUGAUGAUGUCACUGGACGUUGGGCUGGGCUGAGGCCACACCUCCACGUGGAACACCUCGCUGAUGUCACAGAAUGACGUCACGGCCAAUUGCCAGACCUUGGGGGGGGGAAAAAGGACCAAAUCUGCCUUCUCUCUAAAUGCUUGCUUUUGUUUUAUUAUUUUUUGUUGUUGAAUUAUGACAUUUUGUGAAUUUGAUUUUUGUUUUUUGGGAUACGGGAUCCUUAUUAUAAAAUGUGAUGAUACUUGAAAAGUGGUGUUUGUAUGACUAGUUUAGAUUGGCACUGAGACAGCCAUGUAUGAAAAGUUGAUUGUUGAUUUUGAAUAGAUUUUUAUGUCAUCUAAGGGCUAAGGCCAUUUUGGCUCCAGCUGUGUCAGCCCACUCCACAGUUGCACCUCAAGACUGUGUUUUGAAAGCUAUUUAUGGUCACUGAAGGAAACACAGGGAUCUGUGUCUACAGAUAAGUCACAAAUAACCAGCUAAAUGUGUAGGCUUGCCUGAUCCUAGAGAAGCAUUUUUGCUCAGAUUAUGAUGUAAUUUUUUUGCAAAUGGUGCACACCCUGAUUCAUUCAGGAUGGAAUGGUUUUUUCUUCUUCAAUGAUCAAACAUUUAAAUGACCAAGUGAUUCUGUGUCUGUUUUCCCUUGCUCUUUUACUUUAUUUAGCUUUUCCUCACAUACAUUCUUGAUCAACCUCAGGCUGGCAUUGUGUGUGUGUGGAUGAAGAGAAUGGGAAUAGCAACAUUUUACAGCUAGCCUCUCCUUUCUUAUGUUUUUCUCAACUAUAACACACACGUUCCAUUAUUAUUGCAUUGUUAGUACAUUACUAUAAUAUUAUGACAUUCUGUUAUUCUUACAGGUGAAAUUAAAUAUAAUUACUAAUAUGA
Molecule: messenger RNA, 1948 nt
Organism: Coregonus clupeaformis (lake whitefish)
Lineage: Eukaryota; Metazoa; Chordata; Actinopteri; Salmoniformes; Salmonidae
Product: zinc transporter ZIP11
Exons: 10
Coding region: 71-1096 (341 amino acids)
Biological process (GO): zinc ion transmembrane transport
Cellular component (GO): membrane
Molecular function (GO): zinc ion transmembrane transporter activity
Source: RefSeq, a predicted model, not a curated record